AUGGCAGUCUACGCCCGUUACAGCGAGCUCGGGCUGCUCAUCAACGUCGGUUCAACGAGCGCUGAGGUUGUUUGUAGCACCAUGAACUCACUAUCAACUCGGGUAGACCGACAUCCAUCUGGCUUGACUCCAGCUUUCGAAGUCAUGAAGCAGUGGGUCGACGAUUGCCACACAACACAUUCUUGCUCGAACUUUCGCAGAUCUACAAAUAACCCUUCAUACCUCUUGCAGAUUCUCUCUGGGAACAGAGCUAGAGUCGUUAAAGGUCCUGAGCAUUCAGUGAAAUACAUUGUACUCAGUUAUUCAUGGGGCAAUCCAGAAUCGCCCACUAUGAGUCGCGAAGAUUGGAAGGUGAUCAAAGGCGCAGCCACGAAACGACUUGAGAACGGUCAUAUAGUUCCGGAGAGGAGUAAUCCUUUCUCUCGAUCUGAGCUUCCCAAAACAAUGCAAGAUGCGAUAUAUCUUGCCGAGAAAUUUAAUAUUACGUAUAUCUGGAUAGAUAGCGUUUGUAUACCGAAAGGGUCUAACUGGGAUGCUGAAGCGGUGAGAAUGCACGAAGUAUAUGGAAAUGCGCAUUUCACCUUAUGCGCCAGCUCCAGCCGCAAGGCCACCGACAGGAUGAUCGUUGAUAGAGAUGCUUGGAUCUAUCCUAUGAGAGGCUGCAGGAUCGACAAUCAGUGGUUAUCCACGACUUCGAAUCAUCUGAAUGACGUUCGAAUGAAUUCCCCGACCGCCGAUCGAGGUUGGAUAUUACAAGAGGAACGGUUGUCACCAAGGAUCCUUUACUGGACUGGACAAGAAGCAUACUGGUCAUGCUCAGAGUCCCAGCUGAUCGAGCCAUGUCAAACUACUCGGUCUGAUACGCGAAAUAUCCAGCAAUGGAGUCCCGCCUACAAGUUUCUGCAAUUGUGUCGCCAGGGAGACAUCCAUGGCUUGCAAAAUGAAUGGGUAGACCUGGUCGAAUCAUACACUCGGAAGGACUUGGCACAGGGCAAAGAUCGAUUUUUAGCACUGGCUGGCUUGGCCACGUGCUAUUUUGAAGCCAUAUCAAACCCCGGAUUCGUCUUUCCGGAGGAAUACCUAGCUGGACUAUGGCGCACAGAUUUGGGAAGACAGUUGACCUGGUCAGUCUCGGCAGCAGUACCAUAUGACAAAAAUCUUCUUAGCAUCGCUCCAUCAUGGUCGUGGGCUUCUCUCCCAUUGCGAACUAAAACGCGAAUGCGACAUCCUUUCACGAUGGCAACUCGAUUCAAGGUUAUGCAGGAUAUACAGCCCUAUGAUGAUCGAACGUUGAAUGUUGUAGUCACACGAGGUGCUUAUAUCAAGAGCGUGGAAGUGAGCGGCCGGCUGAGACCUUUUCUUACACCAGCAGCUAAACACGUUACUUGGCAGUCUAUCAUACGGAUGUAUGCUGGGGAAGAGAAGUUCACUUUUGCUGCGGCACCCGAGCAGUCCGUCUACGCGAGGAAUCAACAAAGCGGACAAAUUCUUUUUUAUGAAGCUUGGAAAGAAGAGAUUGUCGGCCAACUCGACUAUGUGCCAUCCUUAUGUGGAAGCCAAGCACCACCACACCAUCUAUAUGCGUUCGUGGACGAAGGUGCCGAGACAGAGCUCUUUUGUCUUGAAGUCGGUACGAACGCUAUGCUGCUCCUGAGGAAAAUACAACCGGAAACGGUAGGUCUUAACCGCUAUAUACGUGUUGGUGUGUCAAUUGGCUACCGCAGUAGUUUCUUCAACGGCUGCCAGGAGCAGCAUGUGUUGCUAUGCUAA
This is a messenger RNA of Pseudovirgaria hyperparasitica, 1770 nucleotides long. Its product is annotated as HET-domain-containing protein. The transcript has 2 exons. The record is from RefSeq and is a predicted model, not a curated record. Bases 1 to 1770 code for a protein of 589 amino acids. NCBI's taxonomy places the organism in Eukaryota, Fungi, Ascomycota, Dothideomycetes, Acrospermales, Acrospermaceae.